CAGUCUGGGUGGGAUCCCCCACUAUCCCAGUUUGUUUCAAGCUCUGUCCAGCCUGGUGUUAGACACCUCCAGGGAUCCAGGGGCAGCCACAGCUCCUCUGGGCACCCUGUUGGCUUCCCCACCCUCACAGGGAAGAAUUUCCCCCCACUAUCCCAUCUAAUCCCAUCUGCCCUCUGGCAUUAUGAAGCCAUUCUCUCUUGUCAGGGGUCCUUCUCAUUAUAACCUGUUAUCUCUCCUGGUGGUGACUUGAGGGCAUGAUAUUGGUGGUACAGAAAUGGGACAAUCCAGGCAAAGUGCCCCACAUCCAAGUAAUGGAGCUGGGAUUUACAUGUGGCUGUAAGGCUUUUAAAACCAGUCCAGACCAAUAUGGAAAUAAGUUGGGAAUGGGUGUGAGGUGACUUGGCAGAGUUUUGGGGUAAAAAAAAAUCAAAAGCCAAUGUCACCAGGGUUCUGCUGGGCCGUGCCUUGCAGGGGGGACAACGUGGUUGUAGGAGAAAUGAGUAAUACCUGAUGAUGCAGGACAGAAAAGCACCUCAGAAAACCUCCGGGCUCGUGGGGCUGUGUGUGCUAAGAACCACGCUGGAGGAAACGACAGAGAGAGGAAGGGGAAAGCAGAGCCGCUUUCGGGAAGCCGGCCCCCUGCCAAGCCCCAAGCCGCGUUUUAUCGGCAGCGCUGCCAGCUCAGCAGGGACAGGGGUCGGGCAAAACCGCGGCGACCCCGGGGCCGCCCGUGCCGCCGCACUUCUCCAAUUUCCCAGCUCAAAUAGAGGGAUGCUGCGGGGCCAGGCGGGGCCGGCAUGGCUGUGCGGGCAGCCCUGCUGCUGGGGCUGCUGCUGCUGUCCCACCAGCCUGGGGACACAGCAAUCCUGGAAGCCAACGGCAACCUGAGCUGCCGCUGCCUGAAGAGCACCCGAGCCUUCAUCCCGCCGGCCAAGUACAGCAGCAUCGAGGUGCGGCCCGUGGGGAGCAGCUGCCGGCGGCCCGAGGUGGUGAUUAAGCUGAAGAGCCAGAAGAGGGUCUGCGUGGAUCCCGACACCCUUUGGGUGAAGAAGCUCUUGCAGGACCUCCCUCACCUGAGGAAGAACAAGGCUCUCCGCUGAGGAAGCUGCCACCAGAGGCACAGCCAGAUGUGCUGGGCCCAAAACUGCCUCCCUUCCCCAUGCUGCUGAUGCCUUACCCGAGUCCAGAGGGGGGCAUGCUGCUGCCUGAGCCCCUUUUCAUGCCUUUAAACCCUUAAAACUGCCCAUCCCUGCUUCCAGCCUCUCCCAUCCAGAAGCCAUGUGCUGGGUGUCCCUUUUGGGCAUGACCCAGCAGGCCCAAUAAAGUGGCAGCCCUCUG
This is a messenger RNA of Oenanthe melanoleuca, 1338 nucleotides long. Its product is annotated as C-X-C motif chemokine 13-like. The transcript has 4 exons. Gene Ontology annotation, cellular component: extracellular region. Gene Ontology annotation, biological process: antimicrobial humoral immune response mediated by antimicrobial peptide; neutrophil chemotaxis; inflammatory response. The record is from RefSeq and is a predicted model, not a curated record. Gene Ontology annotation, molecular function: CXCR chemokine receptor binding; chemokine activity. Bases 798 to 1100 code for a protein of 100 amino acids. NCBI's taxonomy places the organism in Eukaryota, Metazoa, Chordata, Aves, Passeriformes, Muscicapidae.